AUAAACGAUAAACGAUAAAGAUAAACAAUAAACAAUAAUGGCGGCUGCCCAGAAGUUUGUUGCAGUGUUUCUGGUGUGCAUAUUUGUCCUCGCUGUCGCGGCAAGGGACAAGGAGACACUUAAGAGCGAGGACAAGUCAUUUAAGGACGAGGACAAGAUUCUUAAUGAUGAGGAUAAGCUUCUUAAGGACAAGGAUAAGGUUCUUAAGGACGAGAAUAAGGACGAGGGCAGCAAGGCUCUUAAGGCCGAGGAUAAGGACGAGGGCUCGGCUCUUAAGGAAGAGGGUUUGGCUGGUAAGGACGAGGGCUUGGCUCUUAAGGCUGAGAGCUCGGCUCUUAAGGAAGAGGGUAAGGACGGGGGCAAAGCUCUUAAAGACGAGGGAAAAGCUCUUAAAGACGAGGGCAAAGCUCUUAAAGAUGAAGGCAAGGCUCUUGAGGAUGAGGACAAGGCUCUUAAGGACGGGGUAAAAACCUAGAAGAAUAAUAAAGCAAUUUAUUAAUAUUUAAGGUGAAACAUCAUAGGAUUUCUAUAUUUGAAGUCAAGAUCAUAUUUUAAGAUAGUGUCAAUUUUUCUUGUCACCCCUAUAUCAUAUCAUGUAAAGACUAUAUGUCAUUUUUUAAUAGUUGAAAAUAAAGCUCAUGCUUCACGUA
This is a messenger RNA of Ipomoea nil (Japanese morning glory), 650 nucleotides long. RefSeq lists its product as uncharacterized. The transcript is spliced from 2 exons. Lineage: Eukaryota; Viridiplantae; Streptophyta; Magnoliopsida; Solanales; Convolvulaceae. The coding region runs from base 38 to 475 and encodes 145 amino acids. The record is from RefSeq and is a predicted model, not a curated record.